Molecule: messenger RNA, 486 nt
Organism: Athalia rosae (coleseed sawfly)
Lineage: Eukaryota; Metazoa; Arthropoda; Insecta; Hymenoptera; Athaliidae
Gene: RpL37a
Product: 60S ribosomal protein L37
Exons: 4
Coding region: 140-415 (91 amino acids)
Biological process (GO): translation
Cellular component (GO): cytosolic large ribosomal subunit; ribosome
Molecular function (GO): structural constituent of ribosome; RNA binding
Source: RefSeq, a predicted model, not a curated record
CUACGUGCUAUACGAAUUGACCACAAAUUUUUUUGUCACGUGAUCGCAGUGCAGUGCGGCCAUCUUACGGGAGUAAUGAUAUCCGAUUCGGGAAUCGGAACUCGUGUAUCUCCUCUUUUCAAGUGAACCUUCGUGCAAAAUGACGAAGGGAACAUCCAGCUUUGGUAAGCGACGUAACAAGACCCACACUCUGUGUAGGAGAUGUGGUCGCAGCUCAUACCACAUCCAAAAAUCGCAGUGCGCGCAAUGCGGUUAUCCUCAGAGAAAAAUGCGCUCCUAUAACUGGUCCAUUAAGGCUAAAAGGAGGAAGACUACUGGCACUGGCCGCAUGCGUCACCUUAAAAUUGUUCGGCGCAAGUUCAAGAAUGGGUUCAGGGAAGGUGUCCCCAAGCCCAAGGCUGUUGCUGCCAAGUAAUUUCCAUGAACCUUAAUUACAUCUUGUGAAAACUACGAAGUUCUGACACUUAAUAAACAGCUUGAACUUAA